Molecule: messenger RNA, 3171 nt
Organism: Cheilinus undulatus (humphead wrasse)
Lineage: Eukaryota; Metazoa; Chordata; Actinopteri; Labriformes; Labridae
Gene: usp16
Product: ubiquitin specific peptidase 16
Exons: 18
Coding region: 274-2805 (843 amino acids)
Biological process (GO): regulation of cell cycle; regulation of gene expression
Cellular component (GO): cytosol; nucleus
Molecular function (GO): cysteine-type deubiquitinase activity; zinc ion binding; cysteine-type endopeptidase activity
Source: RefSeq, a predicted model, not a curated record
AAACACUUGUGCGAAGCAAGAGAAACAGCGACACCACAUAAUGAUCCUCUGCUCUUUGCAUGUGUCAACUGAGAUUUGUCUGCGAAAUCAGUCGAGUUCUGUUCGCUUUUUUUCUAAACUUUGAACACCAGUUUUUCCUCAUUUAACAUUCCUGGUUGAGUGACAUUAGCUGUUAGAACCAAAUCGACUAUGGCCCUGUUAGAGAAGUCACGACUACUGAGUAAACGAAACUGAGAAGUCUGGAUGAUUUAGGACUCGUUGGAGACAGUUAAAAUGGGAAAGAAAAGAGGAAAGGAAAGGAGCUCUAGAGAGGAGGAGGACAUUGACCUUUCGGGUCCAUCCUGUAGACAUAUCAAAAAGGGAUCAGACCAAACUCUGUUAAAGAAACUCCCUGGGAAUUCAGAUUGGAUGAACUGUCAGGAUUGCAAGCAUGAGGAAAAUAAACAAUCUGUUAGCACCACUCUGCCACAGGAGCCUGAGGAGGAAAAUGAAACGGCACCCAUUUGGAUGUGCUUGAAAUGUGGUCACAGAGGAUGUGGGCGAAACUCUGAGGACAAGCAUGCCAUCAAACAUUAUGAGACUCCUCGGUCAGAUCCACAUUGCCUGGUGAUCAGUCUGGACAAUUGGAGUGUAUGGUGUUACAUAUGUGAUGAUGAAGUCCAGUACUCAAGAACCGGACAUUUAGCUCAGCUGGUGACCAACAUAAAGAAGCAAGUCUCUGCAGACCCCGUUAAGAGACCACAAAGAAGUGUGAAAGAGGAAGAUAAGGUGAUAGAAAAUGAGCAAGAAAUUAAAACUGUGAAAGCAGAGGAAAGUGAAGACAAAGACAAUGAGGACCGCCAAAAGAAAAACAUCAAGAAAGAGAAUAAUGGGAAAUCACAAAAGCCUCCACCAUCAGAGGAAAAGGGUAGUGUUUCUGUUAAAGGACUGAGCAACCUGGGAAACACAUGUUUCUUCAAUGCAGUUAUUCAGAAUCUAUCUCAAACACCCCUCUUAAGACAGACCCUCAAUAAAGUGACAGAGGAGAAAAUGAGUCUUAAUAUAAAACCUGUUGGCUCCUCAGAGUUGGAUCCUCUCACGGUGCAGUUAGACCGACCUGGCUCCCUGACACUGGCUAUGUGUCAACUACUCAAUGAGAUCCAGGAAUCCAAGAAGGGUGUGGUAACACCACGGGAGUUGUUCACACAAGUUUGUAAAAAGGCUGCCAGAUUUAAAGGAUUUCAGCAGCAAGAUAGCCAGGAGCUAUUGCGCUACCUUCUAGAUGGGAUGCGAGCUGAGGAAGUCAAGAGAGUACACUCGGGGAUCAUGGAGGUAGUAAAAGAAUCCAGAAAAAGCACAGAUGCAGAGCAACUAAAAACAGUAGUUAAAGAGUAUGAGAAAAAUGGAUGUCCUAAAAACUUUGUUGACCAUGUUUUCGGUGGGGAAACUACCAGCACUAUAAUGUGCCAGCAGUGUAAGACGGUGUCUGUUGUCACAGAGACAUUUUUGGAUCUUUCCCUUCCUGUGUCAGAUGAGGCAUACCGAAAGAAAAACCAGAAAAAAGGUUUCCAGAAAUCCAGUGAAUCAAGCCAGGAUGGCAGAGACAGCCCAGCUUUGACUAAUGGAGGUGAUGGGAUUCCAACUGGGGCUGGCAGCAAGUAUCAGCAGAAGAAAGCCAAGAAGCAGGCAAAGAAGCAGGCAAAGCAACAAAAAAGGCAGCAGAAGUUUGAGGAGAGAGUCACUUUAGACAGUCUGGCAUCUCCGAACAACACAGAGAGCAAACAGACGGAUCCUGCUGAUGAUGCAAAGGAUGGGGCAAAUGCUGAAAAUGAAAUGCAUGAAGGAGAAAAUCCUACACAAAUUUUGUCAGAAGAGAACCAGAGCAACCUUGAUAUGACCCAGGGCAAGAAAGGCAAAGAAGGAGAUGAUGAUGAUUCACUGAUUGACUGUGACUCGUCAACUGUGUCAUCAGUAAGUAAUCGUUUUACUGUCCUAUCAGAGGAGCAGCACUCAAAGGACAGCAUCAAAGAUGACAAAACUGCUGACAUUGAUCUAGAUGGAGAGGAUGACACAGAGCUGGUGAGUGAAAUGGAGAAAGUAACCUUGAAUGAUGCUUUCAUCGAAGACUCGGAUGCUGUCGAACAAGACAUGGAGCAUGAAGAUGAGCCACUGGAAGCUAAAGAGUACACUGUAGUGAGUCAGGACCCGGAGCUGGCCUUCCAAACCCUGGCUACCAGAACAGCCCCUGAGAAACAGGAGUGUUCAGUACAAUCAUGCCUCUUUCAGUUCACAGAAGUGGAAACCCUCACACAGAACAACAGCUUGCUUUGUGUCACCUGUACUAAACGGCAAUCAAACAAAGACAAAGGUGGGGAAGCUAAAAAAAAUAUCUACACUGAUGCCUUGAAGCAGAUGCUGAUCUCCUCUCCACCACCAGUGCUUACCCUUCAUCUAAAGAGAUUUCAACAGAAUGGAUAUAGUAUAUGUAAAGUGAACAGACAUGUUCAGUUCCCCAUGAUGCUGGAUAUAGCUCCCUUUUGUGGGGCCAAAAGCAAGAAUGUGACAGAGGGGGAUACCCGGAUUUUGUACAGCUUGUAUGGAAUGGUAGAGCACAGUGGAACAAUGCGUUCAGGUCACUAUACUGCAUAUGUGAAAGUCCGAUCUGAAUGUCCCAAAUCCCCAUCAAACGGACCAACAGCACAAGGAGAUGCAGAGCUACCCAGAGGAUCCUGGUUCCAUAUCAGCGACACAAGUGUUCAGCCUGUGAGCGAGACUAAAGUGCUGAGUUGCCAAGCCUACCUCCUCUUUUAUGAAAGAAUCAUCUAAUCCACUUGUGCCUUGCAACUCAGAAAAUGCAAACAGACCAACCUGCCGCAUCUCUGCAGCAUAAAAGAUAAACAUUUGACCAACCUUGGCCUCACUUGUCACAGCCUCCAUCAUGAAUGCAAUGAAAUUAUUUUGAUUUUACAGAAGGGAUGAUUAACAGUGUUGACAUUUUUCUCACAGGGGUGGGAAGAAGUGUUUUAAGUAUUAAACAUUGUUGCUCUGUUUCUCACAGAUGAGACUAUGGCAAGAUGUGUUAUAAGGCAAGACUGGCAUUCAGCAUAUUGUGAUGUUGGGUUUGUGAUGAAAAAGUAUGAAAGAACCUUGGGUAAAAUAAUUGGUAAAUUCUAUUUAUACUUAUAUUUUUAU